Molecule: messenger RNA, 1563 nt
Organism: Serpula lacrymans var. lacrymans S7.9
Lineage: Eukaryota; Fungi; Basidiomycota; Agaricomycetes; Boletales; Serpulaceae
Exons: 7
Coding region: 119-1294 (391 amino acids)
Biological process (GO): ubiquitin-dependent protein catabolic process
Cellular component (GO): nucleus; cytosol; proteasome regulatory particle, lid subcomplex
Molecular function (GO): structural molecule activity
Source: RefSeq, a predicted model, not a curated record
UGGCACGAGGCGUACGCGUCACGGUUAUUGCACUCUCUAACGGACGUACAUCUGCAGUUUCGGAUAGUGUAGCAGGUACUUGGUUGGUAAACGUGAAACGAUCCCGUAAUCGCGCAAAAUGUCGACCUCGAUGGCCGUGGAUGCCCCAAAGCCUCCCAAACUGAAUUUGGACGAGUUUAUCUCAACAGCUUUAUCGUCUACGCCUACAGAACUACACCCUUUCCUCGAUUCUUUCCAAACUCUAUACAACCGAAAACUAUGGCAUCAGUUGACCCUGAAACUGUUCGAGUUCUUUGACCAUCCUCUCUCGAAACCAUUCCGUGUAGAUGUCUUCGAGAGAUUCGUGCGUGAUUUUGAGUCCAGAGUAAACCAGCUGAGAUUGGUCGAUAUGGGUGUUAAAGUAGCAAAAGAAAUAGACAAUCCGCAAACACACCUCACAUUCCUCACUUCCUUGCUAUCACGUAUUGACGCCGAAAAGUCAGAAGAAGCCUAUGUGCUUCUGCUGGCCACUAUCGCGCAUGCGAAGCUCCUGUAUGGCGACCUAGAAGGCACGAAGACUGACAUGGACACUGCGUGGAAAACACUGGAUUCGUUGUCAGGAGUAGAUAGCUCUGUCAAUGCUGCUUACUAUGGGGUCGCCGCUGACUACUACAAGGCCAAGGCAGAGUAUGCACCGUACUACAGAAAUUCAUUACUGUACCUGGCUUGUGUCGACCCUGCAACAGACAUGUCGCCGGAAGAACGCGUGCUGCGCGCGCACGACCUUGGAAUUUCGGCAUUUCUCGGAGACACUAUCUAUAACUUUGGUGAACUGUUGAUGCAUCCGAUACUGGAUGCACUGGACAACACGCAGCAUGAUUGGAUCAAGAAGUUGCUUUUUACAUUCAACGAAGGCAAUAUUGGAAAAUUCGAAGCACUUGCACCGCUCUUUCCGCAGGAGCCAAUAUUACAGGAGAACUACCCCUUUUUGCGCCAGAAGAUAUGUCUCAUGGCAUUGAUCGAGCUGGUUUUCCAGCGGAAUGCAAAUGAUCGCACGAUGUCGUUCCAAACUAUCGCCGAGGAGACAAGACUGCCUCUGGACGAAGUGGAACAUCUUAUCAUGAAAGCGUUGAGCCUCAAGCUGAUCCGGGGGUCUCUGGACCAGGUAGAUCAAAAAGCACAGAUAACAUGGGUGCAGCCGCGUGUACUGUCGCGGGAGCAAAUUGGGCAACUUGCAAGCAGACUGGGGGAGUGGAUAGACAAACUGAGUAUGGUUGAGCAGAGGAUCGCCCCCGAGGUUGUCGUAAGUGGAUGAAGAAUGUAAUGUCGUAAUGUAAUGGGGCAAGAGAUGAGUUUGGGCGAGAUGGGCGAUCGAUGGAGAGAAUUGUCGUUCCGGGUUAUGAGCACGUUGCAGUAUAAGUGAUCAGAUAGGAUAUUUAGAAAGUCGCGAACUUGGACCACGAUGCAUGAGAGAUGACUGAAAAGGCAUAUCCGAGCCUGUAGGGAGGCUGGGGUGGCGCUAGCGAAUACAGCUCUGCCUCAUUUAGUUACCAUCCAGCAGCGUGCUUGCCAGCAACCAAAGGU